UUUGAAUGUUUUUGAGCCGAUUCACUCGGCGAAUUCUUGUUUCAGGAAACURUAAAUUGCGUAUUUGYAAGCGUUACAUUUGCGAGACGAACAGGAUGGAUACSACRCUAACUUCCAAGCAAGUUCGGCAAAUGUUUGUUGAUUUUUUCGUCAAGAAAUACGAACACGUGUUUGUUCCUUCCUCGUCUACCAUCCCUCUUGAUGACCCUACACUYCUUUUUGCAAACGCUGGCAUGAACCAGUACAAAUCCAUCUUCUUGGAAACCGUGGAUCCAAACAGCGAUAUGGCAAAACUGAAACGAGCCACAAAUAGUCAGAAAUGUAUCCGUGCCGGCGGUAAACAUAAUGACCUUGAUGAUGUCGGUAAGGACGUUUAUCAUCACACAUUCUUUGAGAUGCUGGGAAGUUGGUCGUUUGGUAAUUAUUUCAAGCAAGAGGCAAUUGACUGGGCAUGGGAGCUUUUGACAGAAGUGUACAAAAUGCCAAAAGAGCGUCUUUACGUGACAUAUUUUGGUGGUUAUGGAGAUAUCGAGCCUGAUGAGGAAACAAAGAAUUGCUGGCUUUCUAAAGGUAUCCAUCCCUCUCGGGUUCUCCCAUUUGGAAUGAAAGAUAAUUUCUGGGAAAUGGGAGAUACUGGACCAUGUGGACCCUGCACCGAGAUCCACUUCGAUAGAAUCGGGGACCGUGAUGCCAAGGACUUAGUCAACAUGGAUGACCCUACUGUUCUUGAAGUAUGGAAUCUUGUGUUCAUUCAAUUCAACAGAGAGAAUGGCGGCAACCUGAAACCACUUCCCAACAAGCAUGUUGACACUGGAAUGGGCUUGGAGCGUCUWGUGUCAAUAAUUCAGGGCAAGAUGUCCAACUACGACACUGAUAUCUUUACUCCAUUUUUUGACAAAAUUCACCAGGUAAGGAAAGAACCAGUUGCCCUGACUUCUUGUAUUGAAACUCAAAAAUAUGUGAACACACUACAUAUUGGAACUGAGAGAUCUAUUGUUUAG
Exaiptasia diaphana is the source of this 1001-nucleotide messenger RNA. Its product is annotated as alanine--tRNA ligase, cytoplasmic. NCBI's taxonomy places the organism in Eukaryota, Metazoa, Cnidaria, Anthozoa, Actiniaria, Aiptasiidae. Gene Ontology annotation, molecular function: amino acid binding; nucleic acid binding; aminoacyl-tRNA deacylase activity. The coding region runs from base 6 to 1001 and encodes 331 amino acids. The transcript has 5 exons. The record is from RefSeq and is a predicted model, not a curated record. Gene Ontology annotation, cellular component: cytoplasm; mitochondrion. Gene Ontology annotation, biological process: tRNA modification; alanyl-tRNA aminoacylation.